Molecule: messenger RNA, 343 nt
Organism: Cuscuta europaea
Lineage: Eukaryota; Viridiplantae; Streptophyta; Magnoliopsida; Solanales; Convolvulaceae
Source: the annotation of a GenBank genome assembly
GGUUUCCCUCCUGGCUGGUACGGCCGUGAUGAACGGUACGGCCGACCCGAGGGCGCUUCUGAGAGGCAUCACCCUCGAGAUUGACAGAGUAGCCCUCGGGGCUGAUGAAGACGAAGCCCUCGAGGACAGGAUCCUCCGGUCUUCCCUCACAACCUGCAUUGCCCUCGGGGAGCAAGCCCGGCGGCUAGAGGAGUGGCGCCUUCGCAAGGCCGAGCAGGAGGCCAAGAUGCGGGAGCUCAUCCGCCAGAAUGCAGACGCUGUUCGGCAGAUGGCUAUGCUAAAGGAGAGCCUUCGGCAGAUGACCCUGCGGGCGGAGGCCGCAGAUCGGGGUAGGGCAGAAGCC